This is a messenger RNA of Trichoplax adhaerens, 1431 nucleotides long. RefSeq lists its product as uncharacterized. Gene Ontology annotation, cellular component: nuclear speck; commitment complex; nucleus. Gene Ontology annotation, molecular function: poly-pyrimidine tract binding; pre-mRNA 3'-splice site binding. The coding region runs from base 1 to 1431 and encodes 476 amino acids. NCBI's taxonomy places the organism in Eukaryota, Metazoa, Placozoa, Uniplacotomia, Trichoplacea, Trichoplacidae. Gene Ontology annotation, biological process: mRNA processing. The record is from RefSeq and is a predicted model, not a curated record. The transcript is spliced from 13 exons.
AUGCAAUCUAUUAAAGACGCAAACCAACCAGAAGGAAACAGUUACGAAGAAAAGAGGAGAGAUCGGUUUGACGACAGAGACAAAGGACGUGAUCGCCAUAGAGACCGAGAUCGGGAUAGAAGAAGUAGAGAACGUGAUAGAGAUAGAAAUAGAGAUCGGGAUGGUAGACGACGAGAUCAGGACCGAGACCGAGACCGAGACCGAGACCGAGAUCGAGAUCGAGAUAGAAGAAGAGAUUCCGAUCGCGAUAAGCAUAACAGGAAGGAUCGCGAACGUCCUAAAAAGCCAUCACCAUACUGGGAUGUUCCUCCUGCAGGAUAUGAAACUGUUUCGCCAGCAGACUAUAAAGAGUUGCAACGGGACGGUAAAGUACCAGCUCAAGGUGUACCAGCAGCGGCAGGAUUAGGUAUCGAUCCAACUGCAGCUCCUGGGUCAGGCAGCCAAAUAACGCGACAAUCUAGAAGGUUAUACGUUGGAAAUAUUCCAUUUGGUAUAACGGAGCAAGCUAUGAUGGAUUUCUUCAACGAGAAAAUGGUCACUACAGGAUUAACGCAAGCUAAUGGUGAUCCUGUAUUAGCUGUGCAGAUUAACUUUGAUAAAAAUUUUGCUUUCUUAGAGUUUCGUUCAAUUGAAGAAACGACAAAUGCUAUGGCUUUUGAUGGAAUCAUGUUUCAGAAUCAAGCCUUAAAAAUCAGACGUCCGAAAGAUUAUCAGCCACCUACUGGUGAUCCAAAUUCAUCUGCUAAUAUCCACGUACCAGGUGUUAUUUCAACCGUUGUUCCCGAUACUCCCCAUAAAUUAUUUAUUGGUGGCUUGCCGAAUUAUUUAACAGAAGAUCAGGUUAAAGAACUAUUACAAUCGUUCGGUGAACUGAAAGCCUUCAAUCUUGUGAAAGAUAGCGCUACUGGUCUAUCAAAAGGUUAUGCUUUCUGUGAAUACGUUGUUGUCGAAGUAACAGAUCAGGCAAUCGCUGGCUUAAACAAUAUGCAACUAGGCGAAAAGAAAUUGGUUGUGCAAAGAGCUAGCGUGGGCGCUAAACAUAAUUACUCGGUAAGAUGUCUAAGCGGUAUUCCAGUAACGGUCCAAGUGCCCGGGUUGCAAAUUAGCAACAAUGCAUUAGGAGAAGUAACUGAAAUAUUACAACUAAUGAAUAUGGUCACUGAAGAAGAGCUGGUUGAUGAUGAAGAAUAUGAAGAUAUCAUUGAAGAUGUUAGAGCGGAAGUAAGCAAGAUUGCACCGGUUAAAAGUUUAGAGAUUCCAAGACCAAUUGAAGGAGUUGAUGUCGCUGGGGUUGGAAAGAUAUAUAUUGAAUUUCACAACUUGGACGAUUGUCUUAAGGCUCAACAAUCGCUUGCCGGAAGAAAGUUUGCUAAUCGAGUUGUUAUGACGUCUUUUUAUCCCCCUGAAAGUUAUCAUAUGAGGCAGUUUUAA